AUGGGAGAAAAAAAGAGUAUCUGGUUACGAUGGCGUUUGUUUGCACAUAAACACAACAACCGUCUUCUUUAUGCUAUGAUGGGAUUGAUGUUUUCUGCGCAGAUGAUUAUGGUGUACAAGCAUCUGAAAGGAGAGAGGGUCGUACGUGAGUACACUGUAUAAGAAUUAAAAUUGAGCUUAACUUAAACUCUCGAGCAUGAUUAAAAGAGAACUCCCAUAUAAAAGAGAAGGGGAUGCUUUAUAUUAAAAAACAGGUUUAAUACAGAUUUGUUUUAUUCAUUUGCUGGCAAAACCCACUGAGCUCCAUCAUCUACUACGGCGGGUAAGAUUGUAAGUUAUGGCAGGAUACAAAUGGUUCCUGGAAAAUCCUAGAAUGUCCUGAAGCUCCUAUUGUACCAUUUUCCAGGACUGUAAAUUCCUGGAAAGUGUAUAAGCAGUAGCAAAUUUGUUCUCAAACCACUUGAAUUGUGUUCUUGCAUUCCAUCUUGUAAGUGAAAGAUCUUAACGUUGAUAACAUUUUGAUAAAAUUAUUCACUAGAAUGUCUUACUCACAUAAUCACAGGGUUCACACACAAAAAUAAAAAAGGACGCAUGGUUACUAUUGAUACAUCAGCCAUAGAUCACCAUCAAUAAUGGGAAAUGAACAUCUCACAGCUGCGCAAAUCAAUAAAGAAGAUCUCACGAAAAGUUCAUGUGACAUGUGGAAGAAAAAUAAAAUAAUACGGCUGUGAAAGCUUAAGUAAGAACGGCUCUGUUUAUAGUAAAGGAAGUAAAUUAUUGUAGACUGCAAAUUCCCCCCUCCCACUCUUGUAAUCACAUACAUACAAAGAAGGCCUUGGGACCGACCCUCAACUUCCUUGGACUGGAGGUCCUUAAGACCCCUAACUGUUAAAAUGAGUGGAGCUCUGAAUCAAGCUCCACAUUCAAUCAUAAAUGUCUUCAGUGUGGCGUGAGUGGUGUUCAUAAGACAGAAAUAUAAUUAGGUAUUUAAAAUAAAUAAAAUGGAAAGAGUUGAUAAAAUUUCUGUUGCAGUUACCAAGGAGGAGUUAUUUGAGAAAGGCCCAGUUGUUAUAAAGAUGGAAGAAUAUCUCAAAGCAGCUGCACGCUGGCCUGUAAGUUUUCUUAUGGGGAUGGAGGGGUGCUAGCUAGCAAAAGGUGGGGUAAGGAACAAAAUAAGUUAGUAGCAGCUGCUAUAUACCUAGCAAGUGUCCUGGUCAUCCCUUUCUGAAUUUUCUGGAUCCACCCCGUGAGGAACUUGCCUCAUCUAGAUUACGGUCCAACAUUUAGAAGUAAAUAAAUAAAUAACAUUGGUUUAUGAACAGGCACAAAUUUACACAAAAGGUAAAUUACAUUGUACUUAUGAAUUUUAAAAUUAGUUGAAAAAUAUAUUAAUAAAAUGAAAAUUAUUGUCAUAUUGGGAUUAUAACAUUUAUAAGCCCUUUUAAAAUCCGUCACAAAAAUGUAUCAAUAUUGGUUCUUCAAGGCUGUGCUCUAAGGAAAAUUGAAGGGGCCCAGUGCUCUGAAACUGUAAAAUCUAGGGUGCCUAGCAUAUGAUUUGGAUGAAAAAUCUGAGAUGUGCUAGUCACCCGAGGGUAAAGUUAAGUGCCAGGGCCCACCGGGCUCUACUAGAGUACAGCACUGGUUCUUAAGAGCCAGGUUAUGGUAUAUUAAAGGCAUUUUAUUUUAAUGAAUAUUGGCUUCUUUUAAUCUGCAGAUCUUAAAAACAAAGAGAAAAGAUCCAUUUAAGGAGGACGAAGACCAGUAGUCUCAAUGGAUGCUUAGCAGCUAAAAACAAAAAUAGUAAAGCUGAGUUGUAUAGAACAUUAAUUUUAUGACAUACAGUACUGAGGACAUUUUUAUAGCCAUGGUGCUCAUGACAGGAAUUAUUAUAUGGCAUCGGAGAGUUGCCAACAUCAGAAAUAAGACAGUGAAACCCAGUAAAUGAAAGACAUUAUGUUUACCUCGUGGCUACUGGGUAGACACCUUUAUUGGUGAUUGUUAAGAAAAUUGACUUUAUGAGCCAUUGUAUAAAGUCUGUUUCUUGUUAUUAUAGUCAGCAGUAGCUGGAGACUUGUUCAAGAAACCAUACGGUCCUUGUAUUGGAGCAGCUUUUUAAAAAUUUACAUCAGUGAACUGGAUUUU
Molecule: messenger RNA, 2142 nt
Organism: Porites evermanni
Lineage: Eukaryota; Metazoa; Cnidaria; Anthozoa; Scleractinia; Poritidae
Source: the annotation of a GenBank genome assembly